This is a messenger RNA of Mycena indigotica, 792 nucleotides long. Its product is annotated as Nudix hydrolase domain-containing protein. Bases 1 to 792 code for a protein of 263 amino acids. Gene Ontology annotation, molecular function: acetyl-CoA hydrolase activity; manganese ion binding; magnesium ion binding. Lineage: Eukaryota; Fungi; Basidiomycota; Agaricomycetes; Agaricales; Mycenaceae. The record is from RefSeq and is a predicted model, not a curated record. The transcript is spliced from 5 exons. Gene Ontology annotation, biological process: coenzyme A catabolic process; nucleoside diphosphate metabolic process.
AUGUCCACAACUCCCAUCUCCGAACAGCUCGCUAAGCUCUCCCCAACCUCUCGCGCAUCUAUAGAACGUCUGCUAGCACACGAGUGGCGGCCGCACGAUCUUUCUUCGUUUCCUCGGAAACGAUUAGCAGCGGUCUUGGUUCUUCUCUAUGAGGAGUCCGGGCAACUGCGGGUGCUUUUAACCACACGUUCUAAAGCUCUGCGAACUCAUGCCGGCCAAACGGCAUUCCCUGGUGGCAGAGCUGACGACACCGACGUCGACCUCGUUCAAACGGCGGAGAUCAAGUUUCGCGAAGCUCAUGAGGAAGUCGCGCUCCCACUCAGUUCACCUCAUAUCCAUGUUCUCGCAUCGACCGCCCCCUUCAUCUCUCUCCACAAACUUGUCGUUACUCCUGUCAUUGCGCUCUUGACAGAGCCAGCGUUGAUAACAACACUUACGGCGUCAGAAGAAGAGGUUGCCGCUAUUUUCAGUCAUCCGCUAGAAGCAAUACUGGACCCACAUCUUGCUGCGAAGGAGAAUCUCGUCGAGUCUGGUGGAGAGGAUUGGAUAUAUGACACGGAAUUCCACAACACCUCAGUCUCGACCGUACCUUUGCUCAACGAUGCGCUGUAUCGAAUGCAUCGUUUUCGGAGUAUCGCAUCGCCAAUCAAAGGCCUUACUGCGGACAUUUUGAUUCUUGUGGCGGAAGUCGCUUUUGGUCGUGCAACCAGUUACGAACGCUGGGCAGAGGGUCAACCGCGAGGAUUUGCGGCGUAUUGCGAAAUCUUGGGAUUCCCCGAGUCAGCUUCGUAG